CAGGCUCUGGUUUGGGUCCGCUUUGUUCCCCAUGGAGAGCAAGGUGGCAAGGGGGGAGGAGGUGGGAGAAGGGGAAAGGGCAGCUGAAUCUGCUGCUUGCAAAAAGACCCCACCCAAAGUAAGGCAGGCAGUAAUUCUUACAUGGCAGCGGAGUGGUCUCUUGGCCAAGUCUGGGAUCUGCUUUGUUCCCUGCUCCCCCGUGGGCUCCACGGGGAUGGGUGACCUGUCUCCAUCUGGCUCCGCAUCCCAGCUCUACCGUCCCGGGGGAGAUGGGAGUUUGGGAGGGCAGGGAUGCGGGGUCACUCCCAGCUUCCUUCCAGCGUGGUGGUGGGACCACUCUGCGAAGGGAUGCUACUGGGGCUAAGCCCGGCGGUCCUGCUGGUGCCACAGAGUAAAACAGGCUCUGAGCGAGUCUCCUCUGGAAAGGUUGACAAGGUUCAUAGUAUGAUUAGAAAAGCCAAAUUUUUCUUGAAAAAAAAGUCUCAAUUAAUCCUGGUUUGUUUUUUUUUUCCCCUUUUGCUGGGAGAGGGGGGGAUCUGUCCUGAACCUCAAAUGAAAACAGCAUCUUAGUGAUGCCCUUGGUGAAGUGAGGCCUUCUUGCAUAGUACAUAGUCCAGGCUAUGGGCAAAGCCAGGCAGGCUGGCAGAGUGGCACUUCUGGGAUCAGCUGAAACCUGCCCCUCAUUCACUCAAACUGGGAUGAAGCAAGUCUCAACUGAGGCAUUUUUGGUUUUUUUUCCCUUUCCUUUCCAGAAGCUCUUUGCCCCAGUCUGAACUGAUGUCGCAUUGUUUCUCCUACUGCGCAGGUUCAUCCUGUAGGGACUGCAGUCCUCGGGGUGUGCCCGAACAGGGUGGGGAGACACAGGUUAGGCUGGGUCCCAGGGUCCUGCUGCUGGUGGGAGACUGCCUUCCUGACUCCCGUGUGUGUGCGCCUUGCACAAGAGCAUUUCUGUAAAUAGGCUUGCAAAUUCCAGGUGAAACAGCCUUCACGGUCUGUUUUGGACCUGGCCGGGCCAGGGGCGAGUCAGGUGAGGGAGCACCUGCUCCAGCAUCUGCCCCGGCAUCAGCCCCAGGUACCAUGAAUCAGACCUGCCCUUCUCCUGCUGCCGUCGCAGGCCCUUUGGGUUAGCGGUGACCCUGCCACCAUGGUGCGUCCCCUUCUGCCUGUAUCCUGGCUGGUGCCACCAGCGGUGGAGCAGGAGCCAAUCCUGUGCGGAGACUGGCGUUAUCGCCAGAGGAGGAAUGUGGCAGCCGCCUUAUCGCUUCCUCGGGGAUGUGAGAGGCUGUUCUGCUGACAGAGGGCUUAAUAUCCAGCAGCUGAGACAUCUGGGAGAAACCAGGGCAGGUUUUUCUUCUCUGCAGAGGAGGAAGGAAGCUCAGCAGGGCAGAGUGGGACACAGCUGCUGCCCUCCACCGCUGUUCCCUCUGCUCCUGGUCAGGCAGGAGCAGCUCAACUGCUUAAGGGAACUCACCCCCAGGGUGCAGAUCUCACCCUCCCUGAGCCAAAGCUUGAGAUGGAGGUGUGGGAUUUCUUGCAGCACUGCAAGACCCUUUACAAACCCCUCCUGGGGUGCAAAGCUGCUUUGCAGGGAAUGGUGCUUCCCAGUGGGCUUCCAACCCGCGGGGAGGAGGCUGGUCUGGGAGGAGAGGGAUAUGCACCACCUCUCUCCCAGUCCGUGUGUCCCACCUUAUCCUUGCACAUCGGUCAGUCCUGCUGUGGAGCCAUGCCAAUGGAGGUGGGGAUGCUGCUUCCAGGACCACCACUCAUGGUGGGAGCGCUUCUACGCAGGAGCCCCCUGCUUGCCGGGGGGGAGCCCAGGGACCUCAGGGGCGGGUAUCGCCAGGUUUUGCAGGCGCUGCCUGAUGGUGUUAAGGAUGGGUUUUCCCUCUGGCUUGGCAGGUUGACAGCGCAGUGGAGCGUGGAAGACGAGGAGGAGGCGGCAAGAGAGCGGCGGCGGCGGGAGCGGGAGAAGCAGCUGAGGUCCCAGGCAGAAGAGGGCUUGAAUGGCACCGGCUCUGGCUCGGAGAGCGCGGGUCCAGCACAGGAAAACCACUAUGACUUUAAGCCAUCCGGGACUUCAGAGCUGGAGGAGGAUGAGGGGUUCAGUGACUGGUCCCAGAAGCUUGAGCAGCGCAAACAGAGGUCUCCACGACAGUCAUAUGAAGAAGAGGACGGUGGUGUGAGGGAAGCUGAAGUCAAACUGGAGCAGAUCCAGCUGGAUCAGGAAAGCCCGGAGGAGAUCCGGGAGGAGAAUGUGGUUACUGGGGAGGAAGAGAGGCUGUGCCAAGAGGAAGAACAGGUCCGAGAGCAGGAGGAAGAGGAGAAAGCUGAGCAAGAGGAAAAGAAGAGGAGGAGAAAUGAAGAAGAUGAUGAAACACCAGAAAAACGCCAGAAGGCCCCAAGCCCCACCAGCCUGGAAGAGGAGGAGCUGUGCUCUGACCACACCGCUGUGUGCUCCACGAAGGUUUGUGUUCCUGGGGCCCCUGUGGUGGCUAUGGCAGCUGUUGCAAUAGAGCACCUAGCUAAUGGCCCCUCUGUGUUUAACCUGAUGCUCAUUUAUGACCUUUUGGAAGCACCUCUAAAAUUUAGCGCUAGCAUCCUUAACAGCAUAAAGAAGACCCAGCCUCCCCUCCCUGUGUCGAAGAUUGAUGACAGGCUGGAGCAGUACACACAGGCUAUUGAGACAUCCACAAAGGCUCCAAAACCUGUCCGACAGCCCUCUCUCGACCUUCCCACCACGAGCAUGAUGGUAGCCAGCACAAAAAGCCUCUGGGAGACCGGAGAGGUCGCAGCUCAGUCUGCUGUGAAGUCCCUGCCCUGUAAGGAUAUUGUGGCUGGAGACAUCGUGAGUAAAAGAAGCCUUUGGGAACAGAAGGGCAAUCCCAAAUCCGAGACCAACAUCAAGUCCACUCCUUCUGGCAAAAAGUAUAAAUUUGUUGCAACAGGCCAUGGCCAGUACAAGAAGGUGUUGAUAGAUGAUGCUGCAGAGCAAUAGCAUGCCUGGAGAACUCAUUAACCAGGUAGGUGGGGUAUGACCUUGCACCGUGUAACAAACUCCUGGCGCUGUUCUGGCAGGAUGUUGGGGUUAUUUCUGCCAGCUACACUUUGGGUGAGUUGGAAGGCACUGUAUGAUAACAGCUGGAGCCUUGCUUCUGGGCAAACCCCUGACUUUCUGAGCCGGAAGGGAGUGGGUACGCAGUGGGGGUUUGUUUUGGUCUUUGACUUUCUGAUGCUGCUAGGAAGCUGGAUACCUGUGUUAGUUUAAUCUGCAGAAUAAGUUCCUUAGUUACUGCUGUUUGAGUGAAGAUGCGUUUGCCUUUGCUAGUUCAAGGGAACAGCCUAUCUGCUGUUUUUUCUUAUGCUCUCAUGUUGCAAGGAGAAGUAGAUAGCUGGAGGUCAUUCUAGCUGAGCAUGGGGGCUAAUGUACUCCUGAAAUUCAGAUGUUUCUGGGGUCUAAUUCCCUGAUUUACUGAAUUAAUCAGGGGAAAAACUUUUAAUGGUUUCACUAACCUCUUGGAACCAGUCCAUAAUAGGGUUCUAGUAGGGAGCACACAAACGUCUGCUGUGCUGGGUAGACCAACAGAGCAGAAAGGACCGUCCUCUGAUGUGUAGCAAGGGGGAAGGCGGAGACGGGUUGCUGUCUCUGUGCCCUCUUGAAAUGGUCUUUGGAUCUCAUGCUCGUAUUGUGUUUAUGUUAAUAGAUAUCCUGGUGUUAUCUUGAGUGGAUGAUAGUAGAGGGUUGCAGCAAUAAGGAGGAAUGGCGUAGAGGGAGGUGAUAACUGGUUGGAUCCAACUGGGCAGCAUCUGGCACUGAGAGAGGAGAGGAAGUUGUUGGGGGUGAAAACAAGCUCAUUCUCUUUUUUCCUACUAUAAAAAAGAAGCUUUAUUUCAUAGCCAAGCUUAUAAAUAGCUCUGUCUGCUACAAAACACCUUUUGUUUCUGAAUUCUUCUGGGGACUGUGUUCCUUCUUUUUUUCUAAUCCCCCCCCCCCCCCCCUCAAGGAGCUGGCUUCUGAGUGCAGCAUAUUGUCUUGUUUGUUCUUUUUCCUUUUGUGGUGCCCAUUUAGAAGAGAAGCUCUCUUGAAUGCCACUUUGAGAUGGGCAGUAGUACAAACCCAAGCCUGCCCAAAGCUAUGUUUUUUAGAUGUAAAGAAGGAGGAGCCCACUGGACUUGUAUCCUCAACUUGCUUCUCUGCCUGUGGCUUUCAGAAACCUAUUUUAAGGUAUCCUCUCUGAUCAGUCCUCUUCUUUUUCCUGAAGUCUGUUUCGAUGCACCGGGUGGGAUCCUACUGAGCUUCAAUUCUUUAUAGCAAACAGGUUUUGCUAGGUUGUCAGCAAGUUUUGUUUGCCCUACCUGAGCUUCUGCAAGCAGCUCAAAGGAAAGUGCCCUCAGCUCUGAUCUUUUUCCAGCAUCCUUUCUUAAAAGGCCAGUGACUGUCAUGGGAUGUCCUCUAGGAUCCACCCAGUACUCCAAACAACCACUGCACAGCACUGUUGCCCUAUGGGCUCAUUCACAAGGAAGGUUUUUUUGACUGUGAAUAGCAAAAUGACUGCGAUAGCUUGGAGGAUCUUGGCUUGUUUCUGUUCUUGAGUUUUUAGCUGGCUGUUUUGUGUGCUGAGAGGUCCCUGCUCCCCAGCUCCUCUCCACCGCCCUGAACUACGUUUGUCCUUUUUCCCUACUGCCAGAUCCCUUCACAGUUGCCUUUUUGUUCCCAAACCCUUCUGGCUCACCCCCAUGUCACUCGCUCAACACCACCUUAUCAGCUUUCUAGCUGCUUGAGCACAGGUACAGUUUUUCCUCCUCUCCUCCUUUCCUGAGCUGCAGGACCUCUGAGCAGGCUGUGGAGCAAGAGGUUUUCUGAAAGUGGCAAUUUGGGCUCUUACCAACUGCCAUGAAGCUCUUUGACAUUGAAAAACAACCAAACUGUGUCCAGCAGCGUUCCCCUUCCCUCGCUCAACAUGGUGGGACGUGCUGCAAUGGCUCCCAAUGCAGAACCACUGGUGUAACUCUCCUCUUGCCUCCAGGCAUCUGUUCUCUCCUCUGCAAUGCUCUCCUGCCAGGGUCUGUCUCUGCAGGACUCCCCAUGCCUGCUGUAUGCCUCUGCCCUUUACUCGUGGGGCAGAAGGGCUAAACCACGCAGCCAGACCUGGUUUCCUCUGCUUCCCACUGCAGGCAUUGCUCUCCCCACUGGCGAUUCUCCAUCCUCCAUCCCUGUGCAGUGGGGCUGGGUUGUGGAUGCAGCCUGGAGGGAAGCCCAGCAGAUGCAAGACAUAAGCCAUUCCUCAUCGCCGUGUGUGAGUUGCUGGUUUGUUCUGGGUGGUUGUCCUUGCUGCAGGACAAAGUGGAUUAAAGCGCAACUGCUUCUGAAACCAUCUUCUCUGGCCAGAUUCACUUAGUCUCCCAAGUGUAAUCAAUAUUGGCUGUUCUGCUUCAUGCUAAUGCUCUGGAUCUUGUGAAUGCAGACUAAUGCAGACUCUUGUGCAUAGCCAUCCAAUUAUCUGUGCUACAGUAAGGUGCCAUUUUAUUGCUGUGCGGUAAGGUCAUCUUUAUCUGCAUUAGGCAUUCUACAUGUUUUAAGCUGCACUCUUUUUGAUUUUGUGUUGCUGCGUGGAUCUUUCUCUAUAGCCUUCUCUUGCAGCAUGUUGAAUUAUCCUGCAAAGGCUUACCUGGGAUCCACUCGUGAUUACUGGUGCAUUUCCAACCUACCUCUUUUCAGCUUUUUCCUGGAAUACUGGGGGGGUCAGAGAAAUCCAAAUUUUAGAUACUUGGGUUAUUCUUCCUUCUCAUUUUUUUUCCUUGGAAUAGGGAAGGGGUUACAAAACAGAGGAUAAGACCAGUAAAGUGAAAACUUCAGUGAUGGUUUGAUUAUAACUGAGCUCUUCUGAUAGCAUCAUUGCAAAAUUGGAAUACUUCAAAAAGGCAAAAGGGGCUUGAUUUUAUUUCUAAGACUGUUCACAGUUUCGCUUGGGGAAAUUUUGGUCAGCUCCAUAUCCUCUGCACAUGAAGAGAAUGUAAAAAGCUGUGUAUCGAGUUUCUUAUUUGGACUAAACAUAGCAAUCCUAUAUUAGCUGUGUAGGAAUAUGCCAGCAUAUGACAAAGCAUAUGACAAAGUCCCUUGAGAAACAGAAAUAGCUGAUCUCCAGCUUUCACACUUGUAAGAUUGGUGGUGAUGGAGAUGCACAGGGUGACUGUAAUGCUGGAAAGCACAGUUAUCCCUGUGGAUGGACAGAGUUGUGGAUUUUGUUUUAAAUACCCUUUUUUCAGGACAUCAGUCACCAAUAGGUAUGCAACUAUUAUGAUGUUGCCUCUGAAAACAAGACUACAUGUGGUUAGCAGAAACCCCCAGAAAACAGCACCUUGUUAAAUACAGAGUUGGAUACCCACAUGCUGAAGCAGGCUCUUGCUGGUUAUCAUGAAAACACUAACCCCCAGCUGUAUUAAAGCACUGUAAAAUACAUAACAGAACUUGAUUACUGCAACAAAGUUAGUCUUCUGUGCACUAUGAUUUAGUAGACUGACCCAGGAGGACAUCAAAUGAUGAUGUCCAGUGUUUUAGGCAGGGGAACUGCUAUGUGAGAGCAGGAUGGAUAUCUUAUGCUGUCCCUUGUCUGUGCCUUGGGUGAAAGGAUGAGUUUCCACCUUAUUCUCAGCAAAUGCGUGUGAGGUGCCCUCCACAGCACUUUCAGUGGAGAAGCUAAAGAGAUGUGUACCCUCUUUGAGUUCAGUUUCUAAGAAUCCCUAGAGGAGAUGUGGAGCAACCCAGAUUCCUUCAUGUUGUCUCAUCUACAACUGCUUUUAUUUCUAGGAUUUCUCUUGGUCUUAAAUAAACACAAUAAAAUAAAUUCAGAUUCCAUCAUCCUCCUCUAAAUUGGGCUUUUUCUACAGGCAAUUUGUCCUUCUUCACUGUGUGCCUCCCCUCUCUUCCCUGUAUUACUGCAUACAGUGGUUGUUGUUGGCUUUUUUAAAACAGGAGCAUGUUUGCUUUCCUGGCUCAUGACCUGUGGAUGUGGUAUGUUAUGCAUUUAAGCUUGUCUACAUAUGGAGAGUAACCCUUAAACCCACAGCAUGAGGCUGCUGGCUUGCAGGGGUUUUAUUUAAUUUUAUUUUUUUCCUUACACUUGGCUCUGUCGGGGCAGUAAACCUAGACAUAGGUGCUCUCUUGCUCGGUGCCCUGUAGGAACCUCCAGAGGUGCAGGCCUGGUGGAG
Messenger RNA from Pygoscelis adeliae (Adelie penguin), 7206 nucleotides. RefSeq names its product lymphocyte-specific protein 1 (gene LSP1). The record is from RefSeq and is a predicted model, not a curated record. The transcript has 10 exons. Gene Ontology annotation, biological process: signal transduction. Gene Ontology annotation, molecular function: actin binding. Bases 1514 to 2995 code for a protein of 493 amino acids. Lineage: Eukaryota; Metazoa; Chordata; Aves; Sphenisciformes; Spheniscidae.